Messenger RNA from Vitrella brassicaformis, 1330 nucleotides. Lineage: Eukaryota; Vitrellaceae. The record is from the annotation of a GenBank genome assembly.
AUGACGCAAGCGAACAUGUACAUGUACUUAGUGUUUUCAUGUCGUACAAACCAUGUCUCUCGUCUCAGACACGUGUUGCAGCUGUGGAACGUGUUGCGCAUGCAGGGGCGCCGGCCUCAUAAACGCGCACGGGAAGACAAAGACGGGCAAAAUAUAAAGCACAGGCAGCGAUUAAGAUCAAUGUGCCCCCGACAACGCCUGUGUCUCGCGUCACACUUCGUGGAGGAGACACAGGUCUUUGUUGAUGUCUGCAUAAGGCAAGUAGGUCAUGGCGGCCUUAUCGUCUGCUCGCACAUGGCACAAAGUGAAAUUGAUCUACGUAAUCGUUUCGUUCUUGCCUGGUCCUCUGGGCGAAGAGGCUCCGCCUGUGCCCUUAAGACGUACGAGGCGAGGAGAGAGCAAACUGAGACACCCCAAUAUAAAAUGUAGGCGGCGAUUGAGGCCGCGUGGGCCUCCUGUGGCUGAAACACACACACACACACAGAGGGAGGGAGACACAAUGCAUUGAAAGAAUGGAUCAACCCAGAGAGACCACACAGAGAGGAGGCCAUGAAUGAGCACAGCUGACAGCCGCUAUGCCACCACCCUCCCAACUCCCCCACUGAUCGAUGGGCGGAUGCAUUCGGUGUGUGCGUACCCCUUCCUGCUGCGUAUUACUUACUUGAUACAGGGUGUGAGUAUGUGUGUGCCGAGGGCAUCCAGACCGGCUUGGAGCAAUCUGCGGCGUGACGAUCUCGGGGCGGUGGGCUCCCCCCCCACCCUGCCGAGAAACCGUAGUGGACCUUGAAUGAGAACACCUGCAUGGACACACACCCCACACCCCACACACAACACAACGGAUACACACGCCCUCCCUCCCUCCACUGUGCGUGCCGUGCCCUCCUUCCCCUCCCUACGUUGCUUACGGCGCUCUUGUCGCCGAUGUGCAUAGUGAUGAGGAGCCGGUAGCCGACGUCGCACUCGUUGAUGCUGCCGUCCAUAACGACAACACAAACACACAUCUGUGUGGGCGCGGUGCGGUCCAUCCCUCCAUCCAUCCAUUCAUCCUUGGGUGAGUGAAUGGGUAUUUAUGGCACUUACAAGUUGGGAUGCACCUCAAACGACACACUGUCGUUGCUAUGGGCAGCCUUCUGCUGUAGCUGCUGCUGCUCGUAGACGGCCGGGUCGCGCAGCGUAGAACACGAUAUCAGCCGGCCCGACGACAGCGCGUCCCUGCCAUCCGAUGGAACCGGCAAACGGAAAAACUGACCAACACUCAUUCCACACAACAUAAAUUGAGCCUUGUGUGUGUCUCUGUGCUGGAGGGGAGGGGUGUGGGUUUUCGUGCCCA